CCGAACAAGGAAUCGCCAGUAGCGCGCGCAACUAGGCGGUGAAGCUAUGUUCGAAACGCAUCUGGUGCAUGGAGUGCUUGAGCACCGAUCAAACACGAGAAGGACUGUGCUUCCUGUCUCCUGUGGUCCUGCUAAGCACGGGUCAGAGAGUCUCGGCACCUGUCGUGUCGACGAGUCCUCGUCAUUCAAGGACCACCUCAGGCGCAAGCAAUCUCCGCGUCUGCAAGGUUUUCUUUGCAAUACAGUCAUCACAGGGCUGGAUAUCAGCACUCUCCUCUCCUCUUUGCAUGUUGCCUUCCCGAUGCUGCCUGGCUCGUCCUAAAAAGAGAAGGUGAUUUAAGGUAGAGACGAUCAAAAUGGAUGCUAUCCAGGCUGUUGAGCUGCAAAUUGUGAAGGUGAACGAAGAGAUCGAUGCUCUUUCAACAGAGAUUAAGGAAGCAAAAGAGAAGAUCAAUCAUGCGCAAGCGGCUGGCAGUGUGAGUGAGGUGCAGCGAUGGGACAAGGAAAGAGAGCAGCUGCGCAAGGAAAGAGAGCAGCUGCGCAAGGAAAAAGAGCAGCUGCGGGACGAAAAGGCCCAGCUGUGGUCUGCAGUUUUUGCACGGACGCAAGGGAAUGAGGGCGCUGGCCCUUCUGGGGACACAGAGAUGCCAGAUGCCGAUGCUGGUCGGACCGCUGGAACGAGGCAGACUGGGGCAGCUGCAGGCCCGUCCCGAGACAGACGGAGGAGCAAUGAUGACGACUGGGACGACAGCGUCGAUGAGGAAGUCAGCAAGAUCCUGGAGCGUGCUUUUGUUUCCCCAGAGAAGAACGGGCAGCCGGAGCUUGACCUGAGGCCCCCACCCUCUAGCAACCUCUGUGCGAGGAGAGAUGUUUCUGUCGUUUUCUUCCGGGAGUCGCCCAGCCUGCUGCUUACGAAACUUCCCGGACGCAACGAGGAUGGCCUUACGAACGCACAGACGCUGCUGGCAGAAUAA
Klebsormidium nitens is the source of this 974-nucleotide messenger RNA. The record is from the annotation of a GenBank genome assembly. NCBI's taxonomy places the organism in Eukaryota, Viridiplantae, Streptophyta, Klebsormidiophyceae, Klebsormidiales, Klebsormidiaceae.